AUGCGUCGCCAGGACUACACGGUGGGAUGGAUCUGUGCGGUACAGACAGAGUUCGUGGCAGCCUGCGAGCUGCUGGACGAGGAACACCCUCUACUACCAACCGACUCCCCUCACGACGACAACGCCUAUACCCUCGGUCGCAUUGGCGAUCACCACAUCGUCAUCGCAUGCCUUCCGAAAGGGAGGUACGGUAUCGCCUCCGCCGCCAGCGUGGCUAAAGACAUGCUGCGCAGCUUCGAGUCCAUCCGGAUCGGAUUGAUGGUCGGCAUCGGAGGAGGGGCACCCAGCGGCAAGCAUGAUAUCAGACUUGGGGAUAUCGUGGUCGGCUGUCCUAUCAAGAAGGAGGGUGGUGUGGUUCCCUAUAACUUUGGCAAGGCGGUUCAAGACCAGGAAUUCGAGCGAACGGGUUCCUUGAACUCGCCACCAACAGUCCUCUUGACCGCGUUGACCAAGCUGAGCGCAGAUCACGAGAGGAGAGGCAGUCAUAUCGCCGAGUCGAUUCGGUUGAUAAUGACCAAAAAUCCAAGAUUGCGAGGGAAAUACCAACGUCCAGGCGUAGAGCAUGACAGGCUAUACGAAUCUAGCUAUACUCACCGUGGAGGUGAUUAUAGGUGCGAGAUUGGUUGUGAUAGCACAUCUCCGCCGCUACUCCGGCGACUGCAGCGUGAGCUUGACCCGGACGAGCCGGUGGUGCAUUAUGGCCUUAUUGCAUCAGCGGACACACUGAUGAAAGACGCAAUUGCACGAGAUCGGCUGAUCAAAGAGCAUGAUAUCCUAUGUUUUGAGAUGGAAGCGGCAGGGCUUAUGAACGAUUUCCCGUGCGUUGUGAUUCGAGGCAUUUGCGAUUACUCGGAUUCACAUAAAAAUGAUGCAUGGCAAGGGUACGCGGCGGUCACGGCGGCGUCCUAUGCCAAAGAACUUCUUGGCAUUAUCCCAGAACGUCAGAUUGCCCGCACACAGACGGCGACUGCAGAAAUGGGUGAGUAG
Letharia columbiana is the source of this 987-nucleotide messenger RNA. RefSeq lists its product as uncharacterized. The record is from RefSeq and is a predicted model, not a curated record. Gene Ontology annotation, biological process: nucleoside metabolic process. The transcript has a single exon. The coding region runs from base 1 to 987 and encodes 328 amino acids. NCBI's taxonomy places the organism in Eukaryota, Fungi, Ascomycota, Lecanoromycetes, Lecanorales, Parmeliaceae. Gene Ontology annotation, molecular function: catalytic activity.